AUGUUGCACAUCCAGACAAUAAUGUUGCCGUUAGAUUCUAACCCCGAACAAAUAAAUACAACAGUCUUCAGUUACUCGCAAUCUGUGGACUUUAGAGACUCAUUUGAUAUUUUAGAUUUAAGCCACUAUUAUAUGUCAUCGAACAAGAAGAUUUUUCCCGCUCCUGUUCUUCCAUAUGCACCGGUUAGGCAGGAUGAGCGUCAGCAUUAUCUUAAUCUUUUGCUUCAACAGUAUCUGAAAUCUUUAGCAAAGAACAAGCAAGAUGAAAGAUCUGAUCACACAAAGAUCGCGGCAGAAAUUGUUAAAAGAGAACAUGAUGUUUGUAAGAGAUCAAGAUCCAGAAUGGAAUAUAUGUCAACAGUGAAAAGAUUGAUGUAUAAUCUUUUAAAGUAUGGGGCAUUUGAUAAAGAUAAAGUCGCAAAAGAUCGCCGUCAAAGGCAAAAGAUUGUCACAUCAAAAUGUAAUCAAUUGGGCAUUCCGGAUGAUGAUGAGCUAUACAAGAGGUUGGAAAAAUUGUGUAUUUCAAAAAGUAAACUUGAUGCGAGCCAAUAUGUUACUGAAGUACCUCAGGAAAUUGAUGAUGCCGAGGUACCCGAUUUCAUUGAAUGUGAACAUUGUCAUAGUAAGUUCUCAAUACAUGAUCAGUUCGACAAAAAAUUUGCAACUGAUGAUAGAGGUUGUUUGAUAGGACCUUCUGUUUGUCACUUUCAUCCGGGAAAGAUUCAGUUUGUAACCGACUCGAAUUUAUUAGGUGGGCGUAUAGUUCGAAAUCGUAGUUAUAGGACAUCGUUCUACAGUUGUUGCCACGAAUCAUUGGAUGAAUCAUCUGGUUGUUGCACAAAUGCUGCGCAUGUUUUUAAAUUUAAAGAUAAGAGGUUCUUAAAUUGGGCAAAGCCUUUCAAAACAAUUAGCCAACUGAGGAAGGAACUUAAUAUACGAAAUAGUGAGCCAACCCAACAACUCCGAAGAAGCAAAAUUAAAGCCAUUGGUAUUGACUGUGAGAUGUGCUUUACUGAUCUUGGAUUUGAACUUAUGAAAGUUAGUGCAGUUGACUUCCGAACACUCAAACCAAUCUUAAAUAAUUUGGUGGUUCCUGAAGGUGAUAAAGUUGUUGACUUGAACACACAUGUUCAGGGGUUGACUGUUUCUGAUCUUAAUACUCUUACAUUUGAUCAAGUCAUGGUCAGACUUGCACAAUUAACGGAUGAGGAUACUAUUGUUAUUGGGCAUGGUCUAGAAAAUGAUCUUAACGUUCUCCGCCUGAUUUAUCCAAGGAUUGUAGAUACGGCAAUUCUAUUUAGCGAGAAUCAGAUUGACCCUAUGAGGAAAGACCCACUCAAGAAAUUGGCGUGGAAGUAUCUCAGUAAAAAUGUCCAAAUGAAUGAGCACGAUCCCUUGGAAGAUGCAAUUCUACCCGUACAAAUUACGAAGAAAGUUCUUUGCUCAAAGAAAUAUGAAUGA
Molecule: messenger RNA, 1461 nt
Organism: Brettanomyces bruxellensis
Lineage: Eukaryota; Fungi; Ascomycota; Pichiomycetes; Pichiales; Pichiaceae
Exons: 3
Coding region: 1-1461 (486 amino acids)
Cellular component (GO): nucleus
Molecular function (GO): exonuclease activity; nucleic acid binding
Source: RefSeq, a predicted model, not a curated record